UGAAGAAGAGACAUGGAAAUAAAGACACUUCCGUGUUGGUUAAGCCUGAAAAUUCGCGGUUGGCUGUCUCUCACUGCCAUUGGAUCUAUUAGUGACAAAGUAGUAACAUAAAGUUCUUUAUAUUCAUCAUUCGACUAAGCGAGGAUGGCGGGUGGAAAACCGUGCCGAGUCUGCAAUUACACACGCCAGAAAUCUGUUGGCUUGGCUGUACCGUCUAUAGAUGAACUCAAGAUAAAGGGAGGGGAGUCCCUCGGUUUCAGUCCGAGCUCCUCAGUCAAGGUAGUCCUUGAAGAAGAUGGUACGAUUGUGGAGGAUCAAGCCUACUUUUUAUGUUUACCACUCAACACAAAGUUUAUGCUUUUGGCUGAAAAAGAGACGUGGUCACCAGUUAAAAAGGUGGAUGGCGGCACAGCGUGGAUGGCGCGGGACUCUGUGCUGAUGGACACAGAUGAGGUGGAUGCUGCUGUUUAUCCCUGGGUCAAUUUGGCUCAGCGGCUGAAGGAGGACAUGGCAAGUGUCAUCCUCAUGGCAGAGGCAGAUUUACAGAUGUUGAUAGAUGUCCCUCACGCUGAGCUGGCCUCUGCUCUGGGCUAUGACAAGAAAAGAACCGAGGACCUCCAGGAGACACUGCAGAGAUAUUUGGACAGAAAGGAAGAGGAGAGACAGUCUAAAGAGCUGCUACAGCUUUACUUCAAAGCUAUGAAUCAAGGGCAAGGCCCUGAACAUCAAACGGAGUCUGGAGUGGGAAACUUGGAUGUCCCUGAUGGGAUGGAGGUUGACUCAGCGUCUGGGUUCCUGACUCGGACGAUCAUGGUUCUGAAAGGAAAAACUAGCCCUGAAACCAGGCUCUCCACAGAAGACCUGCAGCUGGUGGUGAGUCGAGGAGUGGAACCCAUGGAACAGAUUUUGGGCUGGGACAGAGGCAGGACGUCCUCUCUGCUGCAGGCCUGUGAGGCAGAGCUGAAGAAGAGACUUGAGCAGAUCCGGGCAGUCCAAUUCCUCAGGAGUAACUCUCAAAUUGACAGCAACCCAACACAAGACCGCACAAGCACAGAGCAGGACACAGUGGCCCAGGGUGACCAGUAGAGGAUGGCCUUCACCUGAGAAAAGACUGCUAAAGAGUUCAUAUUACUGCCUCAGGGUUGAAGGAAUUGGCUGUUACUAAGAAUAUCUGUGAUACAAAUGUUAAUAUUAAUUUUAUACCACUUUGCCGGCUUUAACCACUUGGAACUGGGUGACUAGCUGCCAAAACUAAUUACCAAUUUGGGUACUUUUCAUAUUUUUCUUUGUUAUGCAAUGGUAAUGUGACAUGUUUUAUGAACAUCUCUUUUUAUUUAUGUUUUUUUUUUUUUAUUCUUUAUGUUUACUCCAUAGAUUUUGUCUAAAAAGAAAGUGUAUUUUUGUAUUUUCCUGAGAGGGUCUUAAUGUAAUCAUUGUUUAUGAUUCAGUAAUGAGGGGAAAUCAACCACACUUUCAUAAUUUACUGUAGUUGAUAAGUUGAACUAACUUUUAAUGCCUUCUUAUUGGAAUGCAUCUGAAGGCUCAAACCAUUUUACAGCAUUGUUGUACCACAGAACAUGCAAUACUUUUCUGUGUUUGUUUCCUCCAGCUUCAUAAAUACAGUGUAAUUACA
This is a messenger RNA of Boleophthalmus pectinirostris (great blue-spotted mudskipper), 1633 nucleotides long. RefSeq names its product DNA fragmentation factor, alpha polypeptide (gene dffa). NCBI's taxonomy places the organism in Eukaryota, Metazoa, Chordata, Actinopteri, Gobiiformes, Gobiidae. The transcript is spliced from 6 exons. The record is from RefSeq and is a predicted model, not a curated record. Bases 145 to 1086 code for a protein of 313 amino acids. Gene Ontology annotation, biological process: regulation of apoptotic process; apoptotic process.